CAAAUUUGGGAAUGUAAUUUGACAUUAUAGAUAUUUAGGGCCAAAAUAUAUUGAAGACAUGGCAAGUGGUCAGACUAAUGAAAUUCCUGAUGAACUGAGGGGGUAUGAACGUUUGAGAGAAGAGCAGGAAAAGGCUGUUGAACAAACAGAUGAAAACAUAAAGCAAUGGAACAAGUUUAGGAGUGACUAUGUUGACCUCCAGAGUAGACUAAAAUCCCUACCUGAGAAAGUGAAGCAUGACAUUAUGGUACCAUUUGGCAGUAAAGCUUUCAUGCCUGGUCAACUGGUCCAUUGUAAUGAGAUACUGGUUCUAUUGGGAGACAACUGGUUUGCUGAGAGAUCAUCCACGCAGGCCUGUGGUAUCAUAGACAGAAGAUUAAAAAGUAUUGACAAGCAGCUGUCUGACCUAACCAGACAGAGGGACCUUUUAGCACCUCGUAUAGAUGUCACUGGUGAAUUGUGUGAGAUGCAACAAGGUACUGAUCAUCGUGAGAUUAAAGAGGAACUCACUGACGAUCAAGAUAAACUUUGGAGAGAAAAACACAAAGCCUCUGUGAAAGCUCACUAUGCUAAACAGAAGAAGGAACGUGAGAAUCAAAAGCAGGAAGAAAGAACAGUAACAACAGAUGCUGAACUAUGGGCCAGGCUAGACCAAUUAGAACUUGCAGAAUUCAAGGCCCGGGAAAUGACAGCCGAGAAUUUAUCUGAUGCUGAAGAUAGUUCCAAUCAGCUCCCAGAGAGGACGCAAAAACAUGUCACAUGGGCUGGGAAUGAGCAGACAGAAUCAGAAGACAGCUUUGAAAGUAGUUCUGGUUCAUAUUCGGAGGAGGAAUACAGUAGUGAUGAGGCCAUAGAGUCCCCACGUGUGAUCAACUUCAGUCAUGGGCCAUCUCCUGAUAAAACUUCAGAGCAGGAAAGUCCAAAUAAUAAUGACCAAAUAGAAUCUCCCAGAGACAUCUAUAGGCUAUUUACAAAUGAUGGGCCUCGCUCAAUACUCAAAGCUAGCACUGCGGAAAUAAAAGAAGAGAGACUGGAAAAACCUCUGCUCACCAGUUCAUUAGCAGCAUUUUCUGGGAAAAUUGUUGAAAGAACACCUGAUCCUGUAAUAGAAGAAAAAGACAAUCUAACUACAACUGAAAACAUUUUGGCAGGACAAGGACCUUCUCAACAUAAAAGGAUGGAAUGUAAAACUGACAAUCCAAUAUCCAAUCCCCCAAAGAAAAUAUCAAAAUUUAAAGCUCAGAGGAUGCAGGCAAAACAGUGAUAUGGUGAAAAUAUAGUGCAGUAAAUUAAACAUAGUAAUAUACAGCUCAAGUUUCCAAAAAGACAUAUUGUUGUUUUCAAAUGAUUAUCAGAAAACAAUACAGGCAUUGGAUAAUAUGGGUAUUUAAAGGGCAGGCCAAAAAUUCUUUCAAAAUCAUGUAGUUUUUCAUCAUUCUGAGC
Messenger RNA from Owenia fusiformis, 1443 nucleotides. NCBI's taxonomy places the organism in Eukaryota, Metazoa, Annelida, Polychaeta, Sabellida, Oweniidae. The record is from the annotation of a GenBank genome assembly.